AUGCCAACCCGCGGCCCCGUCCCUGUCUCUCUAGUCCCCUCCUCCCAAGCAGAAACCCUCAAAGUCGGCCCCCUGACUGUUAGAGUUUUUGAAGACGGGUCAAACACCCAGAACAGAGUCUCAGCCGUGACCAUCACCCUCCCCCCGGGAACGUCAGGGCCGCCAAUGCACUGGCAUCGGUUUCACGACGAGCUCUUCUUCGUCACCAAGGGCACAGUCGUCUUUUCUACCCCGGAAGGGGACGUCGUCGCCAAAACGGGCGACUGCAUGACUGUGCCCCCGGGUGCGAUCCACACGUUCAGGAAUGGGAGUGAGAGCGAGGAAGGGGAGUGCUACAUGACGGCUACGCCGGGGCAUUAUGUUGAUUAUUUCAGAAUGUUGUCCAAGGCUACUGCUGGGUUGGUGGGGGGGAAGUUGGGCAAGGAGGAGACGGAGCAUUUGAUGGCACUGUUUGGAACUUUCCCGCCUGAUGUUAAGAGUGAGCCUUGAUUUGGGGAAUGAACAGAGGCAGUGAUCAUGAUUUGUAUGUGAGCAGGGAAGGUAUGUAAGGUUAGGUAGGUAUAUAACUUUGGCUGGUUGGUGUGAUAGAUGAUGAAUUCACAGCUUUAUGAUAGCAGCAUGGUCAAAAAUGAUCUUUUAUUUUAUUUUUAACUCUGACUUGUACAAUACGGGGUAUCAU
Messenger RNA from Podospora pseudocomata, 679 nucleotides. RefSeq lists its product as uncharacterized. The coding region runs from base 1 to 489 and encodes 162 amino acids. Lineage: Eukaryota; Fungi; Ascomycota; Sordariomycetes; Sordariales; Podosporaceae. The transcript has 3 exons. The record is from RefSeq and is a predicted model, not a curated record.